This is a messenger RNA of Paraglomus brasilianum, 924 nucleotides long. NCBI's taxonomy places the organism in Eukaryota, Fungi, Glomeromycota, Glomeromycetes, Paraglomerales, Paraglomeraceae. The record is from the annotation of a GenBank genome assembly.
AUGGGCCCCAUGGAUAUUAUCUAUGCCUGCGUGUCUAUAGUAAAAUCGAUAUUGGGAGCCGUAUUUUACAUUCUCGUAUCUCCACUUACGAUAACUCAGAAUGCUAGUACGCGAGUACAGCAGAAUCCGAGAGUUGCGGCUGAGAAAUUCAAGAGGGAGUUUGAAGAGAAGUAUGGGCAGAGACAUCCCGACUUUUUUGCUGGAGGUUAUUUACAGGCGUUGGAUCAAGCAAAAAGAAAUCAUCAGUUUUUAGUUGUAAUAUUACAAUCUGAUGAACAUUACAAUACAGACAAAUUUAACAGUGAAACUCUUACUUCUCCACAAUUGAUAGAUUUCUUCAGAGAGAAUGACUUUAUCGUAUGGGGAGGGAAUGUUCGCGAAUCGGAGGCAUAUCAAGGUCUCUCGACGGCCGAAAAUCUUUUGGUCAACCUCACCCGUUCCCUCCAACGCCACACGCCUCUUCUUGCCCGCCUCCGCUCUGAACGCGAAGCACACGAAGCUACGCGAGCUCUUCGAGAAGCACAAGACAAUGCAUAUUAUGCAUCCCUUCGUGCUGAUCAAGAAAAAGAUCGUCGCGCUCUCGAAAGUCUUCCGGAAGAACCAGGAGACAGAGAUAAAGGGGUUACAAGAUUGAGUUUUAAAUUCCCGGAUGGAAAGAGAGUUGUUAGACGGUUUCGAGAUUCGGAAAGCCUUGAGACAAUAUACACAUUUGUCGAUACGUACGGCCUUCAACGCUUUUCCUCACCAUCCAAGCCUCCAGAUAAUUACACACACGGAUACAAAUUUGUCCUCGUAUCACCAUACCCUCGCACUGUUCAUCCUAUGGAUAAGACAAAGAUCAUAGGAGAUGAGAAAGUAUUGUGUCCCAGUUGUAAUUUGAUUGUUGAGGAAAUUGAAAGCGACGACGAAGAUGGCGAUGACUGA